Molecule: messenger RNA, 476 nt
Organism: Dentiscutata erythropus
Lineage: Eukaryota; Fungi; Glomeromycota; Glomeromycetes; Diversisporales; Gigasporaceae
Source: the annotation of a GenBank genome assembly
CAACAGAAUAUCUCUCAAGUAGUUUAUACCCAACAAUUUCAGAUAUUUGCUUAACUAUUGGUGGGCUUAUUCGACAUUUUGAUCAAUUUAUUGAUAAAUUACAAUUGGAAGAAGAAGAAGAGUAUCUGAAAAAAAAAACUGCAGCUAUUACUAACUUACGUCAAGAAAUGGUUCAUUCUAAAUUAUUGGCUUUAGAGGAGCAAGAAACUGAACAACUACCACCAGAAGAAGAAUUAGAUUUAUACUUAGCUUUGUCUAUAUGUAAAACUAAUUCUCUUAGUUGGUGGGAACAAAAUGAGUAUAGAUUUCCAACUUUAGCAACAAUGGCACAUAACUAUCUUGCCAUUCAAGGAACAAGUGUUCCUUGCGAAGAGGCUUUUUCUGUAGCAGCAAGAACGAUUACAAAAGUUCGUAGCUGUCUUCUUCCUGAAACUGCCCAGGCAUUACUUUGUCUAAAAAGUUGGAUGGAACAAGAU